ACCUAUCCAACACAGCAUUGGGCGGAAAGCAAUGACAAGGCCGGUUCGGUUGCGAGAAUGAAAAAGAGGAACCCAUAGUUUUGUAGCGGUCCUCGAGGGAAAACCUACUUUGGAUUGAUAUAAAUCUGGUCUUAUUCGCCCUUGCCUCCUCUCUUACUCUUCUAUCCCCCUUUCUUUCGGCUGUCGUCGGGGAGAAGGCAAACCCUGAUCCCGAGCUCCGGCGGCGCGAUCGGGACCCGAGGCUUCGAAGAGGAGAAGAAGAAGACGCCAGAGAUCGGCGCCUCAAGCUCUCUCCACAGCUCGCACUCUUUAAACCCUAGCGUCGAGGAGAUCUACUGCACGCCUAUACUCGAGUACCAUUGGUGCUUGUUUGGAAGCAGGCAUUAUUUUUUGGUCAUUAUGGCUACCGUUGCUAAGCCAGAGAAUGCUUUGAAGCCUAUUGAGGGAUUGGGUGGAUUUGAUAGGAUGCCAGAAGUGCAGAGAUCGUUGCAUUUUUUUAAGGAAAGAACAUUUUCUAGCUAGCGUUGAUCUAAAGAAACACCUGAACUGUAUGUUUCUACAAGCAAAUUACUACAGAACUCUGGAAAGUGAGCACUGAAGGGAAACCAAUACUUGUACAAAUUAAUCCCAUUGUGUCCGAGAGAAGGCUACUCUUGAUAAAAUGGCCUCCAUGUGUUAAAACUAAAUUUGGAAUGAGUUUCGUAUUGAUUUUCAAGAAGCUGGACUAUUGUGGCUGUGGGAUCCUAUGAGUGCAGGGAUUGCUGUAAUCAGGAUUGUAACAAAGUUGACUAAAGUCUUUUCCUGUAGAAUGAUUUGGCUGUGGAUAAUAUCAAUGCAAUCUCUCCUGCUGAAAGAAGUACUUUGAUUCUGUUUUCUUUAGUUCAAAGAAAUGUUAGACAUUGCAAAACAUGCUAGAAUUGUUGCAAAUAUUUUCAAAGAAGAAAAUCAGGUGCAGGCCAGCUGCUAAUUCAAGUUCUUUGGACUAAUUGAGCUGUGGCCCAAGUGAUGAAGCUCAGAAGCCAGAAUUCUUUCUCUAUAUUGCUUUUGGCUUUUUAGGUGUCUCUUUUGUGAUUGCUUGCCUCAAACAAUUCUGACUUCUGCUUUCUUCAAAGAUGUAUGUCUGAAGAUCUAAUAAAUUUUUGAGGAAACAAAGGCUUCUGUCUUAGGAGGUUCACCAAAAAAAGUACAUAUUGCAAACACUGCUUAUAAGGAGAACAAAAAUGGCUGAGAAUGUCAGGAAACGGGUAUCUAAAUGGGAUGUAGUGGCUGAACCACAUGUACCAGUCAUAAGUAGACAAGACAAUUCCCUACCUUUAAUAGCAAAUGAUCCUCGCAAGGAAAAAGUACAAUCAGAUCGGAAUUCUUCAAAUGUUUAUGGUGAACAAUUUUCUAGGUUGGCUGAAAUAAAAGCUGAAGAUUCUGUGCAUAAAGAUAAAUCUGAAGCAGAUAAAAAAUUUACAAAAUGGUCUGAACAAGCAAAUGACAAUACUAAACUAUCUAAAGAUUUUUCUCAAAGGCCCCCAUCUCCAAAGCACUAUGACCUGGAACUUCACUAUAAAGAUGGUUCAAGUAAGUCAUACUGGGAACCACAGCAUGAAUACCAAACUACAGUAAAUGUUGUUAAUAUGAAUAAGGAGACAGAUGGAUUGGUUAUAGCUCAAGAUCGUGGUUAUAGUUCAAGCAUGUCCCCUGGUCUUGAUUUGUGGAGGCAGCAUAGUCGCAGUAUCUCUCCAAGAGCUGGUUGGUGGAGGUCCCGCAGAUAUAUUGAACUAUACAGGAGCAGAAGUAGAAGCAGGAGCAGAAGCAGGAGCAGGAGCAGGAGUCCUUGUGGUUUGAACCGUGGACCUGAGAGAUGGGCCGACAGAGGUAGAACUGGGGCAGGAAAAUCUGCUCCACCAUGCAGAGAUUUUGCAGCAGGGCGGUGUAGAAGAGGCAGCCAGUGCAAGUACCUUCAUGAGGAUGGUGGUCGGAGGCAUUCUGGUAGGAAAUAUGAAACAGAUUUGAGAGAAGACAGAUAUGAAAAGCGAAGAUACUCAGGACAUGACAACAGGGAGAAGAACUAUGCUGAUUCAAGGGAGCAAAGUGAUUACACUCAGAAUAAGCUAUCCCAGAGGCAUGGAAGUCACUAUGAUGAAGGUGACUGCGUGAAACCUGAACUACAUAAAAGUAACAAGUCUACUGAGCGGUGUUAUGACUUUACAAAGGGGAGAUGCCACAGGGGUUCAUCAUGCAGAUAUGUUCAUCAUGAAGUUUCCUCUCAUGGUGGAUGGAGUAUGAGAGAUGAAGCCAGAGAAAUGACUUAUGAUAGAAGGGAUUCAAAUGCAUCUCUUGGGCAGAGGAUUGAGUCUCGCAGGGUAAGUGACACUCCUUGCAAGUAUUUUGCUGAAGGCCGUUGCCGUCGUGGUGAAGAUUGCAAGUUCUCGCAUCAAGGUGGAACUCAUGGACAUUUGGAAGGCAGGCCAGGUGAUGAUAGCUUGAUUUAUAAUCUGGGAACUGGUGAUGGUUUAAGAAGUAUUAUCUCAAAUUGUAGUGACCAGACCACUGCAAUUAAUCUGACAAAUUCAUCGCAGUGGAUUUCUAAUGAUGGUGCAGGAAUUGCUCCUCCUCAGUCUAUUGAUAGAGUAGAUUCUGGACAGAAGCCUCAACAUCCACAAUCCCAAAAUCCUGAAGGCAGCAACUGUCAAAUAGUAGAACAUGAAGCUUCCCAAAAGGCUUCAACCUCCCAAGAAGAGAAAAUUACUGAAGAAAAUUCUGGGCAGUAUCAAAUUCCAACAGUCUCUGCACUACAGACAGCUGAUAGAACAUAUAACAUUAAGAAUGAUAUGUUCUCUUGUGAAAAAAAUGGGACUAUGGUUGCUAACAAUGCUAGGCCCAACGCUGAGAUGAACUCAGCUAGUAAUCUAUCCACUGUGGUUUCUAUUGCUGGACAGAGCUUCAGCCAGGAUGGGCAGAGCCAGUAUAUGGGUCCACAGUCUUUUCAUGCACAAAGUUUCACUCCAAAUGUCCAGUUUCAGCAAACUGUCCCUCCACUAAAUUUUAGUGGGCAAUUGCAACAACUUUAUCCAAUGACUUCGAAUGGGCAGAGUCAGUUUAUAGUGCCUCCAGCACUGUUAAAUACUCAGAAUUUUAAGCUUGGCAUGCAGAACCAGCCAGUUCAUCUUGGACAAAACAAACCAAACUACAGUCCUGGAGGGCAGAUUCAACAGAAUCUGAAUCUUCCUCCACCUCAAACCGGACAGAGCCGACAGAACUUUCAAAUUGUACAGAGCCUUCCUCCACCUCAGAGUGGACAAAGCCAACAGAACUUCAAUCUUGGUGGGCAGAUUCAAUACAUUGUUCCUCCUUUUAAUGGACUGAACCAACAGAACAAUAGUUUGAGUGGGCAGAGUCACCAGAGUCUACCUCCGCCUCAAAAUGGACCAAGUAACCAGAAUAUCCAUCUACUGGUUCCAGAUGGGCAAAAUCAAUAUGCAACUCCUGAACCUCCAAAUACUGUGAGCUUUAAAUCAGACGAGAAGAGUCUUCAAACAAGCUCCGAAAAUACAGGCAGGGAGCAAAUUAAUCAAAAAACUGAUGAAUCAGAGAAAAAACCAUUGCCACUAUGUUCUGAUACUCCUGUUGCUCACAAAGUGGUAACCAGUGACCUAGCUGCUCGAAUAACAGACCUUUCAGCAUCUUUAGCACAGUACUUCCAUAAUUCCGGACUGCAACCAUCGCAACUGUUCCCCCCCAGUUCUGUGACGCCUCCUGCACCUCCUGUGGCACCAUUUCUUCAUCCUAGCGAAGGGUCUUGGACACAAAAGCCCCAUGUUCCUACAUCUGAUAGCAUGCAACCUAUUAAGUCUGAGACCGGCAAUCUUCCACCUGGAUUCUCAUCAAAUUCCACAGAGCAAAAGGAUCCUAGAAUGGUGGAAACACAAACACAAACACAUUUGAAGAGCAUGAUUCCAGUAUCUAUUAUUGAUGGCACUGAUGGCAAUCCCAGUAAGGGUGUUAAUUUGGAGGAAAAACAACAUCAUGGAGAUGAUAAUCCUAUGCAGGCCGAUUUGAGUGGCGAUACUGCAUCCAAGAAAGUAAAUGAAAUAGAAACUGGUCAAAUUAAGAAGGAACAAGCUGCCCAUUCGGAAGAUUUGGAUGCUGAUAUGCGGACCGAUGGGGAGAGCAAGAGAAGCAAGGAGAUGAAGGGCAUUCGGUUGUUCAAAUGUGCACUUGUGGAGUAUGUGAAGGAUAUAUUAAAGCCGACUUGGAAGGAAGGUCAUUUGAGCAAAGAAGCUCACAAGACCAUUGUGAAGAAAGUAGUUGAGAAAGUUACUGGUGCAAUGCAGGGCCCCAAUAUCCCUCAAACACAGGAGAAAAUCGACCUUUAUCUGUUGCACUCUAAAACGAAACUCAACAGACUUGUACAGGCUUAUGUAGAAAAAUAUGUGAAGAGCUGAGCCCUUGCUUCUAAACAGUCCAGCUAUUUAUCAUGUUCCUUUUGUAUCAACGUGGUGCUCUAUUUCCCAAGAUACAUUUUGUAAAUUUGGGGCUUAGCUUCUUAGUUAAGUUUUUUCUUCUAGUUUCAUUUUCUUGUUAGAUAUGGGCAGUAAUAUAACCCUUACGAUGAAAAACAAAAUGUAGCCAACGCUACCUGUGUUUAAAUAUGCGGCACGCAGAAAUCUCUUAUGGAAAUUCUGUUGUCUUUCUAAUGAUGCCUGUGAAGCAGGCCCUGUUCUUAUGA
This is a messenger RNA of Phoenix dactylifera (date palm), 4720 nucleotides long. RefSeq names its product zinc finger CCCH domain-containing protein 55-like. Gene Ontology annotation, molecular function: metal ion binding. NCBI's taxonomy places the organism in Eukaryota, Viridiplantae, Streptophyta, Magnoliopsida, Arecales, Arecaceae. The record is from RefSeq and is a predicted model, not a curated record.